ACCCCUGUUGCAGCCCCCUUGUUGCAGCGUACAGGUAUUAAUACGCUUCAACAACCCGUCGGUCAACGCGGGUCAAAACCUUUAAAGGGUUGUUGCAGCGUACAAAUAUAAUUGCCCCCUGCAAAAGAGUUUGUUGCAGCGUACAUUUUAAAGCCCCCUGCAAUAGCCCGUUUUUGUUGCAGCGUACAGUUUAAAAGCCCCCUGCAAUAGCCCGGGUAAAAAAUUCAUUUGCUGCAAUAUUGGUUGAAUAACUAAUUCAGAACAAAUCAAGCAUCUCAAAAUUUGAGUUCUCGCGCUUAACUCCUUCUUCUUCCCUUGGAUUCCCUGCGUCGUCCCCUAAAAAAAAACACCCAUUCCCUGCGUCGCCGAAAAAGCUUCCUCGUCGAUACUGGCCCUCCUUGCCAGUCGGCGGUGGGUCUCUUUCUCGCCUCCUCUCCAGCCUCCACCUGUUAGCUUGCUCGGCCGGUGGUUUCAAGGAAAAACUUAGCUUGCUCGCGUCGGUGGUUCCAAGAAAGAAAGUUGUCCGCGUCCUGUUCUCCGUCAACCUCCUUGCCGCGGCUAGUAAUCUUCCCUGUCCCCUCUUUUAGAAAGGAAGAAGUACUGAAGCUGAAGUUGAGUUCGAGAGGCUACUGGGAGGUUUACAUGUCAAAAGUGCAAUAGCUUAAUUGUCAAAGUCGGAUAGAGGGGAUGAGGCUGAUACAGUUAAAUUCUCGGAGCUAUUUUAUGGUCGACAUUAUAAUGAAGCAUAUUCACGUGAACAGACUAUGCUGGUUCAAAAAAUUUCUUCUGAGCAUAAUGGCUCUGAUUUUAUUUUGCUGAAGAACCUGAAGCUAAAAAGGAGCUAUGGAAGAGAUCCACGUCGAACAGAUUAUGCAUGGGGAAUCUUGAGUUUGGCAUACCAAGUGUACAAGUGCAAUGGUGGGCAUUGUCCGAAUAAAACGAGUUUUAAGUCGUGUAAACCCAUUCAUAUAGAGUGUGCUCAACAAAUCGGCGGAACUGAGUGUGGCUAUUACGUUAUGAAGUUCAUGUUAGAGAUAGUCACGUUACAACAUGACUAUGAAGGCCGGCUAGAUGAGGUCUAUACUCCGAGGACUGCGCCUUAUGCUAGUGAGGAAAUUGAUGUGGUUCGUGAGCAAUGGGCGAAGUUUUUUACCACCAAGUAUUUAUUAUUGACCUGAGGGCGCUUGAUCGUGUUGGUUUAGAUGUUAUAGAACAAUCUUUUAUGUUAAAAUGUAUGCGUACGUUGAAAUUGGAACGUAAAUAUAUUUAAAUGUAUCGGUAUGUGCAC
This is a messenger RNA of Spinacia oleracea (spinach), 1288 nucleotides long. RefSeq lists its product as uncharacterized. NCBI's taxonomy places the organism in Eukaryota, Viridiplantae, Streptophyta, Magnoliopsida, Caryophyllales, Amaranthaceae. The record is from RefSeq and is a predicted model, not a curated record. The transcript has 7 exons. The coding region runs from base 765 to 1178 and encodes 137 amino acids.